Molecule: messenger RNA, 4563 nt
Organism: Amoebophrya sp. A120
Lineage: Eukaryota; Dinophyceae; Syndiniales; Amoebophryaceae
Source: the annotation of a GenBank genome assembly
AGAAGGACUUCUUGACUCUACUUUUGGAUGCUCGCUCGCACGUUUUUUUCUUGAAGUGCUUUUUCCUGAUGUGCCGUCUUGUUUCUUUAUAUAUCCAUAUCGUUGCAUGAUCAACGAACACAGCACAUCCAAUUUCAAACCAUACAAGUAACAAGACAGAAUCAGUUUUCUCGACCCAUCGACAUCGUAAACAAAAUGAACCCAGCCACCCGCCGCCAGCAAGGCGGCUGGAUGAAGCCGGCAACUACCUCGCACUAUGGCAUGAGCAUGACAAACGCCGGCAACAGGAGCAGCCAGUCGUGGACCAAUUUUCCGCCGAUGGGUGCGAGGAGUGCAGCUUCUAUCGCGAAUGGUGCUGAUGUUUCGUAUUCGUCCGCACACCAGCACCAUCAAAUGCUCACCCCUUCGUCCGGUUCUACUUCCACCUCCAGCAAGACUUUUCUCGCCUCCCACAUUGCAGCGACGAAUUCCGUGCGCCGCCUCCCGGGCACCGGCCGCGGGCCGGGGCAGCCGGGCCUGAAGGCGAAUUCGGUCGAGGCGGUCCUGGCGCAACGGUCCGCGGUGGCCAUGUCCUCGACCGGGACGGAUUUCAUGCGGAGCAGCAAGCACAGCGUGAAGGCGACGAAGCAAGACCUGAAAAAUUCGCUGACGAAAUUAGUGCGGACGACGGCGACGCAGGUGUUGACCGGGAAUAGUAAUAGCGGCAUAUUAGGCUCGGCCUCAGGUGGAACUGGUGCCGGGCCGUUGACAUCGUCUACUUCGUCCGCUGUUGGGAUAGCCGCUAUUGAUGGCAGUACUACCAUGAUCACCAGCCCGGUGAAACCAAAAGAGCCACAGAUUCUUUUCACGCAGGAAACCGCUGGGCCCUUGCGCACUCCGGACACGACGGCGAGUGGUGGUGGACCACAGGCACAGCGGCUCGGUGCAUCCUCAAAAUUAUUUGCGGCACACCAGAUGGAGAUGAAAGAGAAAGAAGGAAGACAAGCUGUAGAGAUGACAGCUGCAGCAGCGGGGGCAUCAAGAUCUGAACAGGUGGGGAACAGGAAUUACAUCAAAGAAGACGCUCUGAUAUCAUCCUCUCGACAGCUUAUGGCGUCGUCGUCAUCGUCCUCGUCUGACGAGGAGGUGCCGGUGAGUUUCGACGAGAAUUCAUUCUCUAGUUCGACCACAGCGACUGUUGGUGUUGCAGCAGGUUCCAGUUUAACAGCUGGUCCGCGACGUGCGUCAGGUGCUGGUGGCUCAACAUCUUCCAGCUCCUCAUCUUCCUUCUCAGGUGCAGGAGCUUCCGAGGGCACUGGUGGCACGAACACGAGCAAAAAGAAAAACGCGAUGAAAUCUUCCUACACCUCCGCGUUGAAACCGGAUGAUUCCGUCGGAAUCAUGCUAAACGCGCUACAGUCCACACGACAGCCAAAAACGACGAGUGCAGUUUCUAUCCCGCAUGAGCAGAAGGAGAGGAGAAGCGCCCACGAUCCUCCGCCUCCUCUUGAACUGGAUCUGAAAAUCGUGGACCCACGAAACAAAGCACAGGACAAUAUUGAAGCAGAUCAUUUUCAAGUACAGGUAGAGCAGCCAAAAGCCGUACUAAAACCCCCCGAGCCUGCUGCGACCUCCCCCCUGCCCCUGACUAAACCGUCCCCCGCCCCCUCCCCUUUGACUUCCUCGAGCAAUAAAUAUCCAAGAAAAAAACUGUAUUAGUGUAACUCUCUUUGGCUGACAGCAUCACAAAUUUGCUCUACAUGACAGAGACAACCUGUCAUGUGUAGCUUGUAAGGGAAAACACAAGUGAAAAGAGGACUUCAUAGUUGUCUGGCAUGACAGGUGUAGCUCUGUUGCAUGUUCUGCAUGACAGAGUUACACUUACACAGUUUUUUUCUUGCAUAAUAAACACGCGUCGACCAGUGUGGAUUUCUGGCGUGGCGGGGCGAACGCGCCGGCGCAAAACCCGAAAAUUGAAGAAGACGAGGCGGUAGGAAUUGCAAAAGUAUCGUACUAGUGGUAAAAACUGCAAGCAACACAUAUUAGCUUGGCUGGACAAAUGGAGUUUGUCUUGCUAAUUUGAAUUGGAAGAGGAAGACCAGUAGAGAUUUGUCUUGCAUGCUUGCGAUAUAGUACUACAAGUGCUAUACUUUUGCGCAGGAUAGGCAGAAAGGAUACGAAGGGCGAAAGAGGCGCUGACCAUGUCUUCCACCGGGACUCAGUUCUUCCGCAAGGCCAAACAGCCCAUGUUUCCCCAGAAAACGCACAAACCCCCGGAGUGGCGAAUGCGCAACAGUGUGGGGGAGGUGUCGCCGGAGCACAUGAAGAGAACGAGUGUGGGCAGUCAAAUGCAGUCGCCACCAGGGUUUUUGUUGAACACCUCAGACGACGUCUACGUGGCGAAUUACACCAAUAUGGCGAUAAAGCGACCGGUACAGGAAUAGAACGACCUAGACGAGGAUGAAGUUUAAGUUUUUUUGAUUGCCAUUUCUAAUGAUAUACAUAGAAGUUGUGUCUGCUUAUGUUGUGUUAUUCGGCAAUCUGAAAUAGAGUGCUUUGAAGAUGCGAUGCCGAUGCAGCUUUGAUCCGCAGCAACAUGGAUACUUAUAUUCAAGAACCCUCUCCACAGCCCAGCAAAGAGCGCACGCAGACGGAGUUUGCGCCGAUGCAAGUGGCCACUAUCGACACUUCUGCCGCCAAACACAAACCUACCUCCAUCGACAAAACCCUCCACCCGUCGAGGGGGGGCACCACGGGUCCGCCGAAGAGCAACCGCGGAACACAGUGCACGAUCUUACCGGAAAAGGAAGGGCCAAAACCGGUGCUAAGGAACCAGAUCACGCAGUACGACCCUGCAUUUUUGCACACGAGAACCAUCGAAACCCAGGCGGACAUCGACAUCCGGCCGUUGCAGAUUGAGAAGGGGUGCCAAUUUCCAGAGGAGGAAGAAGACUAUUUGGAAGUACCGAUGGACCUACACAACAACAUGGUGGACGAAAUCACGCAGACCGCACCGCUCCCGACCGACACCGUGGCCACGCAGACGAUUGACGAGAACGUGAUGCAGCAGGACUUGCAAGCAAAGUAUGACGCGCUGUUUGAGAAGUACAAGCUGGAGCGAAAUCUGCGGAUCCUGGAAAAAGCGAAAUUGGAAGCACGGGUAGCUGCAUUGGAGAAGGUACUGGUAGUUAUUAUAGUUGUACUCAAGCAAUGGUAAUGAAAAUGAAUGCGAUUUCGAUUCGAAUGGAAUUCAAAUUUUUGCUCAUACAAAUCUUUCGCUUUCAUUGCGAGCCCCGCAUGACACGACUACCAAGUCGCGCAUCGAAGAAGAAGAAUCCAAACCAGCAAUAUCAAUAUGACAACAACAUUGUCAGGGGGAGCAUCAGGAGCUUUUGAAGAUCGAGGAGAAGCUGAAGAUUCUGGUGUCCGCACCGACCGUCUCGGUCCAAUUUAUAUCAAAUGUAAAAAUCCCUGGAUGUCUGGAAACUUGUGAUGCUGGGUGGCGUCUCAUGGUGAGGCUACAAAUGCUGGCUCAGCAUGACAAGUUUCUGAGUUCCUAGGUGUUGCCUAUUCUGCAUGACAAACUGCGCUUCUGCAUCACAGAAAAGCGGAGCUCUUGCUGGGUAACGUGCAUGACAGAUUUAAGAGUCUGUCAUGCCAGACAAGCAUGACAAACAUGAAUUCUUCCAGACCCAGACAUUUUUACAGUUGAUAAUUUGGCACGAAAAACCAAGUGGAGGUGAAGCCGAAGAUCCCAUUGCACUUGAUCGAGGAGAGUGUGAAGACGGAUAUUCUACCGCACUACACGAAAAUCCUCCCCGUGACGGUGGUCAACGGGCAAAAAAUGGUGUUCGACGAAACGGUGGAGAACCACGUGCAGUAUCAAAUGCAAAAAUGUCUGGGUCUGGAAGAAUGCAAGAUUUGUCAUGCAUAUUUCUCAUGGUCAUCCAUGACCCAUGAUGCCUGUAAUGCUUGAACUAGCAUCGCAGAUUUUUAGACGGUUUCCUGAUGCACCUUCAGCAUGAGAAAUGGCCUGUCUGUGUAGCAAAAACUGUACCCAUCUUGCUGGUCAUGCAAUACAAACAUUUUUAGAGUCGAAAAACAGCAUGACAAGUUGCAAUCUUCCAGACCCAGACACUUUUGCAGUUGAUAUGCGGAAGCAGUGCACGAAAAUCGUGCAGCACAUCACGGCAAAAGUGGAGAAAAUGUUUCCGGUAGCGAAGGUCACGAAUGUGAUGAGUACUUAGAAGUUGUUGUACUUCGCUCCUGUUGCAUGUAUGAUCCCGUAUCUAUUUGAUUACGUAGCUGUUGUUGUAGUAUGCAUGUAAGAAGGUGUAGCUGCCCCCGAUAGCAUUCCGCUGUCGCCCCGCGGAAUGCUAAUGCAGCUUGUAUUUGUUCCCUUUUGCGACAGCCCUUAGUCUUACUGACAUUCACAACAUUGUUGCAAAGCCACCGUAGUGAGCAGCACAUGAAAAUAGCGAUCAUGUUUGGACGCCCAGGAUUAUACUUUGAAACACAGCUUCCUGGUGAAGAUCCUGAUUUAGGUACUACCGUAGCAGGACGAGCAUGUGCGAAGAAGUUGAU